CUCUCUCUCUGUUUCUGUUUCUGACUCAUUACAGAACCCAAACACACACACACACACACUUACUUCUGGUCUUCUACAUUGCCUUGUCUUCUUCAAGGCCUUCUCCAAGAUCUUCAUACUUGUUCAUCUUCCAGUUCCCUUUCUCCAUAAAGAUUCAAACUUCACAGCUGCAACUUCAAGAUAGUUGCAGAUGACCAACUGGGCUGCCACAUUUUCUCAAAAUAUGAUCAGAAACAGAGACUUACUUCAAUUCUUUCCUCUAUUUUACUCCUCUGCUUGGCCUCUUCACCCAAUUGCUUUCAUAAUCAAAGCCAUCUUCUUUUUUGUUUCUUCUACCUUAUUUUUAUAUGUUUGAAUAGAUACAUCAACAUAACCAGCAAUUCAAUAUAAACUUAGCUUCCCUAUUUAAGUAGGAAAAAAGAUUUUUUUUUUUUUAAAAGGAAUAACUAACAGAUAUUCAUAUCACUCACUAACUCCAUAAAGAUAUAUGAAGUUGUUCCAAGAACAAUGAGAGAUGAGAACUCCAAGAAAAGCAAGCUUUCAUGGCCCAAGACAUUGGUCAAGAAGUGGUUCAAUAUCAAGUGCAAAACUGAUAACUUUCAAGCAGAUGAUGAUGUUGAUGAUGAUGUCCUUUAUCAAGGUAUUGAUGAAGAGAGGAAGAGCAACUAUUCAGAGAAGGAGGCAUGCACCAUCAAAAAAAGCAAAACAGAUAAACCAAGCAGAAGAUUCUCAGACAGAAUUCAUGGAGGUAAGAAUGACCUUGAUCAAGCUCAGAUUACAGAAGUGUAUAAUUAUAGAAUCUUUGUUGCCACUUGGAAUGUAGCAGGGAAGUCACCUCCAAGUUAUUUGAACCUUGAAGAUUGGCUUCACACCUCUCCACCCGCUGAUAUCUAUGUUCUUGGGUUUCAAGAAAUUGUACCUCUUAAUGCUGGUAACAUUUUGGGAACAGAAGACAAUGGCCCUGCAAGGAAAUGGCUUGCACUUAUUAGGAAGACCCUUAACAGUCUUCCAGGAACAAGUGGUGGAUGCCACACUCCAUCACCACUCUCUGAUCCUAUUAUAGAGAUUGAAGCUGAUUUUGAGGGAUCAAUGAGGCAGAAGACAACCUCUUUCCUCCAUAGAAGGUCUUUCCAAUCCUUGAGUCAUAGUAUGAAGAUGGAUAGUGACAUCUCACUGCCACAACCAAGCUUUGAUCGGCGUCUCAGCGUCUGUGAUAGAAUGAUAUAUGCUCACAGGCCUAGUGACUACCGAUGGGGUUCUUCAGAUGAUGAAAAUGGAGCUGGGGACUCCCCAGUUACGGCAUCAUAUUCGCCAGUGCAAUAUAGCGGUUGUUUCCCUAUGGAGGAUGUUGAGAAACAGACAGGGCAACCGAGAUAUUGUUUGGUUGCUAGUAAGCAAAUGGUGGGGAUAUUUCUAACAGUUUGGGUGAAAAGUGAUAUCAGAGAUUAUAUUCACAGCUUGAAGGUGUCUUCUGUUGGCAGAGGUUUGAUGGGAUAUCUUGGAAACAAGGGUUCAAUAUCAAUUAGCAUGUCUUUGCACCAAACAAGCUUUUGUUUCAUCUGUAGUCAUUUGACUUCAGGGCAAAAGGAUGGUGAUGAGCUAAGGAGAAACUUAGAUGUAAUGGAAAUUCUGAGAAAGACAAGGUUUCCCCUUGUCCAAGGCACCAGUGACCAUUAUUCACCUCAGACAAUUCUGGAACAUGACCGAAUAAUUUGGCUGGGGGAUUUAAAUUAUCGGGUAGCCCUUUCUUAUCGUGCGGCGAAAGCUCUUGUUGAGAUGCAUAACUGGAAGGACUUGUUAGAGAAUGACCAACUGCGAAUAGAGCAGAGGCAAGGUCGAGUAUUCGAAGGAUGGAACGAAGGGAAAAUAUACUUCCCUCCCACAUACAAGUAUUCAAACAACUCAGACAGGUAUGCAGGAGAUGGAAGACAUUCAAAACAAAAGAGAACUCCAGCAUGGUGUGAUAGAAUCUUAUGGCAUGGGAAAGGCCUUCACCAAUUAUCUUAUGUUCGUGGGGAAUCAAGAUUCUCUGAUCAUAGACCUGUGUAUAGCAUAUUCUCAGCAGAAGUUGAUCAAAGAAGCUCUAGUGCAGCUGUUACUAUCAUGUUUCCAUAGAAGAGUUCAUGGUUUUGCCAAGCACUCUUGAAUACCUGAGGCUCUCAAUCUGAAUUCUCAUUAACAAGAUAAUGAUUUGAAGAAUUGAAAUGUGUCUGGCAAACUUCAGAUCCAAAUAAUAUUGAUUUUAUUCAUUAACACAAAAAAAAAGUGUUCUAUUUUCUAAAGUGGUUAGUUAGUUAACCUUGUAAUGAAGAGUGACACAAUAAUUGUUUUAACGAUAUAGGAUAAAGAAGUGGAUAUUGCAAAGUGCAGUAGCUCAAUAAUCGAUUUUGAUCUACUUAGAGAUAUAAAGAGAUUCUGAGUUUCAUGAUAAUGACUCUCAUUAAAGUUGUCAAACAUAAGACAUGGACCAUCAAGGACUUCAAACAUUGCAUUUAUUAUCAUUUACUUACCGAGAUGUCUCACAUUUAUUAAGUUGUCAUAACCUAAGAUAUGGUCCCAUCAAGGUUGCAGCCUUACUGUAAUACCAUUUGUCUUCCUCUCUUUUAU
Arachis stenosperma is the source of this 2607-nucleotide messenger RNA. Its product is annotated as type IV inositol polyphosphate 5-phosphatase 7-like. Gene Ontology annotation, biological process: phosphatidylinositol dephosphorylation. Gene Ontology annotation, molecular function: phosphatidylinositol-4,5-bisphosphate 5-phosphatase activity; inositol-polyphosphate 5-phosphatase activity; phosphatidylinositol-3,4,5-trisphosphate 5-phosphatase activity. The record is from RefSeq and is a predicted model, not a curated record. The transcript has 13 exons. Lineage: Eukaryota; Viridiplantae; Streptophyta; Magnoliopsida; Fabales; Fabaceae. The coding region runs from base 508 to 2115 and encodes 535 amino acids.